UCAACAUUAGAAGGUGUGAAAGUAAACAUAUACUUUGGACAGGUCACAAACUGAAACUCUCAAUACACACAAUCAAUCACGGGAUUAGGUAACUGUUGAAUGUAGGAUCUGUCUGAAUCUGAUUCAAUGGGUGAUUCAAAACCUGUACGACUGAAAUCAGCGUCAGGCUCGCUCGAUUCGUCAGUCGUAGCGGAGGGAAAUAUGUCUGGCGAUUUGUUGUCAUUAGAUAUUUUGAGAGACCCACCCCCAGGGCCACUCGAUGAAUACAGAAAGAGAGCAUCGUUUGACUGGAAGAAAAUGAAAAUGUUUUACUACGAAGAAGACAUUCUUCGAUUUCAGAAUAAAAUAUGGACAACAUUGGAGAAGGACCCUAUUUUUUCAAUGCCAAUGGAAACUCCUGCAGUGAAAGACUACAGAGAAGCUACAUUUUUAAGAUGCAAACGUUUGUUUGAGUACAAUUUGAUCAAUGAUGAAGAAAUCUUCAAUAAUCCACUUAAACACAAAAUGUUCACAGACUGUAUCGGAAUGUAUGAUUGGUCAUUAUCUGCCAAAUUUUUACUGAAUGUUGAGAUGACAGGGGGCACAAUUACAGCCUCAGGAUCCCCACGACAUGGUGAGAUUGUGGAGAAAAUCAAAAACUUUGAGUAUUUUGGCUGUUUUGCUCUGACAGAACUUAGUCAUGGUAGUAACACGAAGGCCAUGAGAACAACAGCACAUUACAUACCAGAAACACAGGAGUUUGAGCUGAACACACCUGACUUUGAAGCCACAAAGAUUUGGUCAGGAAACAUGGGUAAAACUGCUACCCAUGCUAUAGUGUACGCCCAGCUGUAUACCCCCGAUGGAGGGUGUCAGGGCCUCCAUUCCUUCGUUGUUCCUAUCCGGGACCCAAAAACCUUACACUGCAUCCCUGGGGUAGUGGUGGGGGACAUGGGGGAGAAGCUAGGACAGAAUGGGCUGGACAAUGGAUUUAUGUCUUUCAACAAUUACCGCAUUCCUAGAGAGUAUCUACUGAACAAAACAGGGGAUGUAACUCCUGAGGGAAAAUAUGUUACACCAUAUAAGGACCCUAGUAAAAGAUUUGGGGCCUCAUUAGGGGCAUUAUCUGGGGGCCGAGUGGGUAUCACUGGUAUGUGUGUAUGUAACCUGAAGCUCUGUAUGCCUAUUGCCAUCAGAUACUCAGCUGUCAGGAGACAGUUUGGUCCCACAGAGAAGGAGGAAAUUCCAGUCAUAGAGUAUCAACUUCAGCAAUGGCGCCUGAUUCCAUAUUUAGCAGCGACCUAUGUUCUGGAGCACUUUGCAGACAGUUUUUUUAUGGACUAUGCCUCGCUGAGAAUCAGCAUUAUGGUGGGGGAUAAAUCAGAGAGAUCAGCUGAACUGGGUAAAGAAAUCCACGCCCUGUCAUGUGCCAGCAAACCUCUAGCUGGCUGGAUAGCUAGAGAUGCCAUUCAAGAAUGUCGAGAGGCCUGCGGGGGCCAUGGGUACUUCAGGGUGAACAGACUUGGUGUACUGAGGAAUGAUAACGAUCCUAACUGUACUUACGAAGGAGACAAUAACGUCAUUCUACAACAGACCAGCAACUAUCUGUUAUCUCUGCUGGACAGGAUUUCAAAUGGUGAGGAGAUCAAUUCCCCGUUGGAGAGUGUCAACUUCCUUAACAAUAUGAAGAGCAUCCUGAAGUCUAGAUUUACCCCGACCUCUGUAGCCCAGUGUAUGGACCCUGAGGUGUGUGUUAAUGCUUUCCGUUGGCUUGUGUGUCGACUUCUGAUUGACAGUUCUCAGAGAUUACAGUCCCAGUCUCAGAAGGGCAAUGAUGGAUUCACAGCCAGGAAUAACAGUCAGGCCUACUUCUGCAGGUCACUGGCACUAGCUUAUAUAGAGCUAACAGUCCUUGACCGGUUUGUGACCUUGUUACGAGAGGGCAAAGAUGGAGAUCUUGUUCCUGCAGAUCUUGUUCCAGUUUUGGUCCGUAUUGCUGCUCUGUUUGGACUCUGGAGUCUUGAGAAACACCUGACAACAUUGUAUCAAGGAGGCUACAUAUCAGGAAGUGAGCCACCUAAGAUGAUCAGGGAGGCCAUUUUACAGUUGUGUUAUGAACUUAAAGAUGAUGCUGUGGCUCUCGUUGAUGCCAUUGCUCCUACAGACUUCAUUCUGAAUUCUCCGAUUGGCAAAUCUGAUGGACAGAUUUAUAAGAACUUGUACAGUGCAAUGAUUCAAGGACCCAAUGCUUUAGAAAGACCCACUUAUUGGAAAGAAUUUGUGGAUAAACCUGUAAUUGGAAGCAAGUCCAAAUUAUAAAAUGAAACUCUUCUUGUUAGAGCUUUGCUUAACAAGUCAAGAUAUUUUGUGUAUAAUACAUUUAUCACCAGUGACAGAUAUUAUUUACAACAUAUCAAUAAAAAGAGAAUACAAAACAGAUACUUGUUUGCUAAGAUUUUAUUCUACAUGAAGAGAAAUGAAUGGCUAUAAAAAUCAGUACUAUGAUUAAUACUUUGUUAAUCGGUCAUUUAUAAAAUGUCACUCAUUUCUAGAGGAUUUAAUAUUACAUGACAACAUGUUUGUUGAUGGAAGAAAAAGAAACAGCCUACCCUGUGUGUGAUUGUGAAAUUUUGAUUC
Molecule: messenger RNA, 2616 nt
Organism: Saccostrea echinata
Lineage: Eukaryota; Metazoa; Mollusca; Bivalvia; Ostreida; Ostreidae
Product: peroxisomal acyl-coenzyme A oxidase 3-like
Exons: 13
Coding region: 127-2298 (723 amino acids)
Biological process (GO): lipid homeostasis; fatty acid beta-oxidation using acyl-CoA oxidase
Cellular component (GO): peroxisome
Molecular function (GO): fatty acid binding; pristanoyl-CoA oxidase activity; FAD binding
Source: RefSeq, a predicted model, not a curated record